Molecule: messenger RNA, 11857 nt
Organism: Daphnia magna
Lineage: Eukaryota; Metazoa; Arthropoda; Branchiopoda; Diplostraca; Daphniidae
Product: glutamate synthase [NADH]
Exons: 33
Coding region: 360-7682 (2440 amino acids)
Molecular function (GO): FMN binding; flavin adenine dinucleotide binding; iron ion binding
Source: RefSeq, a predicted model, not a curated record
UCUUUGCCAGUCGGUUCCUAACCUUCGGUCGUAGCGGUUUGCACGUGUCCUUUGUGUCUUUGAUUUAUUUUUAAUUUGCACGCGCCAAAAUUGGUUUUUGACAAUCAGCAACGACUGUAUCGAUUCAAAAUUGUUUACUCGAACAACUGGUGAAAGUGUUUACUGUGGUUUUUUAAAUUCUUCCACCACGUGAUCUGACGUCUGACCGACGCCUUCUUUAUAAUUCAUUCAUACCGCCCCGGUUUGGUAGUGAAGGAAAAAGGACAAUAUAUUUUCGAAAACAACCUCAGACACGACAAGCACUAGAUAGAUUUCUUGUCUGAUCGGAGAAGACACGGUGGAGGCCAAACUGUGGAAUUAUGGAAGCAGUUGAAUCCAAAAAUGAUUGGAUCGCUCCUACAGAAGUGGACGGCCUUUACGAUCCAGCUUUAGAGAAAGAAGCUUGCGGAGUUGGAUUCGUCGUCCAAAUCGAUGGCAUCCGUUCCAAUAAAAUCCUUAAAGAUGCCAGGACCUUGGCUUCUCGUUUAAUCCAUCGAGGAGCCUGUUCCUGUGACAAUGAUACGGGCGAUGGUGCUGGAGUAUUAACUGCCAUCCCCCAUCAGCUUUACGCAACCAUCGUUAGGGAAGAAGCUGAUAUCGAAUUGCCUCCAUUAGGUCAUUACGCUACUGGCAUUUGUUUUGUUGACAAACAACAUCAUGCCGAAAGCGAAGCCAUGUUCCAGGAGAUUGCCAAAGAAUGCUCGCUUCAGGUACUCUAUUGGCGAACAGUACCGACUGACAGUUCAGUCAUUGGGCAAGUGGCUCGAAAUGGCGAACCGUUAAUGAGACAAGUCUUCGUUACAUGGGACAAUCCGGCAUUUACGUCCCCAGAAGACGAAAUUGUUUUCUUGGAAAAGGUCUUUGUGUUGAGGAAGAAAGUGACGCACAGGAUCCCUCGGCCUGGAGCUCGUUUCUACAUUUGCAGCCUAUCUCCCGACGUCAUCGUUUAUAAAGGCCAGCUGACAUCCAACCAAGUUUGGACUUACUUUGCUGAUCUUGAUAGACCCGAAUAUGAAACUUAUCUGGCCCUGGUGCACACUCGAUUUUCGACCAAUACGUUCCCCAGUUGGGAACGAGCCCAUCCGUUGCGGAUGUUGGCUCAUAAUGGCGAAAUUAAUACGCUUCGAGGCAACGUCAACUAUAUGAAAGCCAGGGAAGGUUUGAUGAGUUCCGAACGGUUCGGCAAACGAGCACUGGCUGAACUCUACCCUGUUGUCGAACCCAAUCUCAGUGAUUCAGGAUCGGCCGAUUGCGUUCUUGAAUUCCUCGUACGUGCCGGAGGCAGAUCCCUUCCCGAGGCUAUUAUGACGAUGAUUCCCGAAGCGUGGGAGAAAGAUCCUCUUAUGGAUCAAGAGAAAAAAGAUUUUUAUCGAUGGGCUGGAUGCGCCAUGGAACCGUGGGACGGACCGGCUUUGAUGGCUUUUACCGAUGGUCGCUACAUUGGUGCUGUUCUCGACCGGAAUGGUCUGAGACCAUCGCGUUAUUACGUCACAAAAGACAACGUGGUUGUCAUGGCCUCAGAAGUAGGCGUCUACGAUGUAGAUCCGAUCGAUAUUGUACACAAAGGAAGAUUGGAGCCAUCCCGGAUGCUUUUGGUGGAUACAGCCAACCGAGUCAUCAUCGGUGAUGAUGAGAUCAAGAUGAGCAUCGCUCGUAGUCGACCACAUUCCAGUUGGUUGAGCCAGCUGGUCACCCUGGAUGAUUUAAGAAAAGCGUCGUCGGAAAUAUCGAACGGUGAACCAUCUGCCCCAGUCUCCCAUCUCGAAUCGGCCGUCGAUAUCCAGAAGCAGCUGUCGCUAUUCAACUAUACGUUGGAAACGCUGACACUUCUGCUCGUUCCCAUGUUCACUACCAAGAAAGAAGCUUUAGGGUCAAUGGGUAACGAUGCCCCGUUGGCUUGCCUCUCGGAAUUCCACCCUUUACUCUACGAGUAUUUUAAGCAGCUUUUUGCCCAAGUCACUAAUCCGCCGAUCGAUCCUUUCCGUGAAAGGAUAGUCAUGUCGUUGGCUUGCCCUAUUGGUCCGGAAGCCAAUAUUUUGGAACCGAGUGAACAGCAAUGCCGUCGCUUGUACCUGGACCAGCCCAUUCUAUCACCCGAAGAUCUGUCCGUCAUUUGCCGUUCUCGCCUUAAGGAUUGGAAGACUCAAGUGGUAGAUAUUACCAUCGAAGCUGGUAAACCCCUAGAUUAUAUCGUGGAAUUGGACAGAAUUUGUCAGGAAGUGACAGAGGCUGUCAAUGACGAGUACCAGUUUAUUGUCUUGUCCGAUAAGAAAGCCGGGAUUGAAAGGACUCCGUUGAGUACCCUCUUGACUCUAGGGGCUGUCCAUCAUCAUCUGAUUGAAGAGAGGCUUCGGAUGAAAGUGGCCCUCAUCCUAGAAACGGGCGAAGCCAGGGAGGUGCAUCACAUGUGCGUCCUGUUGGGCUACGGAGCCGAUGCCAUUUGUCCUUAUUUGAUUUUCGACGCUGCCCGGCGCCUGAGAGCCGAAGGUGUUCUAAAUGAGAAAUACAACGACAAGGAAAUAUUUCGGAAUUACGUUGCGGCCAUGGAAAAUGGCAUCUCAAAAGUCAUGGCCAAAAUGGGAAUAUCGACCCUUCAAUCGUACAAGGGAGCUCAGAUCUUCGAAGCAGUUGGACUGUCUCGCGAGAUUGUCGAUAAAUGUUUCAAGGGCACCUCGUCGCGUUUGAGUGGAGUAACAUUCAAAGAACUGGCUGAAGAGACAAUGGGUCGUCACGCGUUGACGUUUCAACAACGUCAGUGUGACACGUACACACUGCGCGAACCAGGCAUUUAUCAUUGGCGUCAUGGCGGAGAAAAACAUGUCAAUGAUCCUAAUAGUAUUGGCAACCUCCAGGAAGCAGCCAAAAACAAUAGUCGAGAUGCGUUUGCUCGUUUCCAAGAAUCUACAAUGGUAAGUUUGCGCCAAUGCACUCUGCGAGGUCAGUUGGAGCUGAUUCCAUCGAAAUCGCCCGUCAACAUUGAUGAUGUCGAACCAGCUGCUGAGAUCGUCAAGAGAUUCGUAACAGGUGCAAUGAGCUUUGGAUCCAUUUCAAUGGAAGCCCAUACUACCCUUGCAAAAGCGAUGAACCGCGUUGGAGCUAAAUCCAACACCGGAGAAGGAGGGGAAGAUCCGGAACGUUAUUUGAACCAGGAUCCUGAAAAUAAUCAUCGCUCUGCUAUCAAACAAGUUGCCAGUGGCCGGUUUGGAGUGACAGCAGCUUAUCUUGCCAAUGCUGACGAGUUGCAAAUUAAAAUGGCUCAGGGAGCCAAACCGGGUGAAGGUGGCGAAUUACCCGGUUACAAAGUGACGGCCGAGAUUGCACGCACGCGACACAGCGUGCCGGGAGUUGGCUUGAUAUCUCCUCCUCCUCAUCACGACAUUUAUUCAAUCGAGGAUCUGGCCGAGUUGAUUUACGAUCUCAAAUGCGCAAAUCCCAGGGCUCGCAUAUCCGUAAAACUCGUAUCCGUUGUCGGUGUGGGUGUAGUAGCCACUGGCGUUGCCAAAGGCAAGGCGGAACACAUCACCAUUUCUGGUCACGAUGGAGGCACGGGAGCUAGUAGCUGGACCGGAAUCAAAAGUGCCGGACUCCCUUGGGAACUUGGGGUUGCCGAAACUCAUCAAACUCUAGUCUUGAAUGAUUUACGUUCACGGAUUGUCCUUCAGGCGGACGGCCAAAUCAGGACGGCAUUCGAUGUUAUAGUGGCAGCCUUAUUAGGUGCAGAUGAAUUCGGAUUCAGCACUGCUCCGCUGAUUAUAUUGGGUUGCACGAUGAUGCGGAAAUGUCACUUGAAUACGUGCCCAGUCGGAAUUGCGACUCAGGAUCCGGUUCUUCGCCAGAAAUUUAAUGGGCAGCCUGAGCAUCUCAUCAAUUAUCUAUUCUUGCUGGCAGAAGAAGUCCGAAAAGAAAUGGCCAAGCUUGGAUUCACGAAAUUCCAGCAAUUGAUCGGAAGGACUGAUCUUCUACGUGCCCGUGACGGUCUGGAUUCCUCUGCUCCAUCCAAAGCUAAAUUUUUGAACUUUGACGCUCUGCUGCGCAAUGCCCAGAAAAUGCGGCCUGGAGUUGGUAUCGUUGGUGGAUCAAUUGCCCAAGAUUUCGGCCUCGAGGAUCACCUGGAUCAAAUAUUGAUAAAGGAGUCGGCGGCCGUAUUGAAUGGAACCAGCCGUCGAGUUGACUUUGAAGUUGAUAUCGUCAAUUCUAAUCGAGCUGUAGGCACGAUGCUUAGCUACCACAUCGCUAAACAACAUGGAGAUAAAGGACUUCCAUCCGGAAGCAUCAACAUUCUCAUGAAAGGAUCUGCCGGACAGAGUUUCUGCGCUUUCUUAGCACACGGAAUCCACAUUACUCUUGUAGGCGAUGCCAAUGAUUACGUUGGCAAAGGUUUGUCUGGUGGCGAGAUCGUUAUACAUCCGCAUCCGGACUCCAGCUUCCGCUCAGAAGAAAACAUUAUCGCUGGUAAUGCAUGUCUUUACGGUGCCACUUCGGGACGUGUCUUUUUACGUGGUGUAGCUGCCGAACGUUUUUGCGUCCGCAAUUCCGGCUCUACUGCUGUCGUCGAAGGAGUAGGAAAUCAUGGAUGUGAAUACAUGACUGGCGGAAUAGUCUUAAUUUUAGGAUCUACGGGACGUAAUUUCGCUGCUGGAAUGUCGGGCGGAAUUGUCUACGUCUUGGAUGUCAAAGGCGAUUUCGCUAGUGUUUGCAAUACGUCGAUGGUGGAACUGUUACCUUUAGUCGAAGAUGAAGAUGUCACUCUUGUUCAUUCUCUACUUAAAGAGUUUGUCGAGAAAACUUCAUCCGAAGUGGCUUCAGCUUUGCUCGGAAAUUGGCCGGAAUCACGCAGCCGAUUCGUCAAAGUCUUCCCUUACGAAUACCAACGUGCUCUGCAAGGCCUGAAGGAGGCGCAGCGUGAAAAACCAAUAAUCAACAGUAAUUCUACUGCCAAAAUCAAUGGAUUUCACAAGAAAUCAGCUGCCAUUCAAGACAUCGAGGAUGCGGUGGUCAACGGUUCGGUUUCCGCCACAACUGAAAAGGCGUUGGACAAGACGAGGGGUUUCAUGAAAUACAACCGCGAACUUCAAUCUUAUAGGCCGGUUGAGAAACGAAUGAAUGACUGGGAUGAAAUCUAUAAUUUCAAUCACAUCCGCAAAGGAUUGAAAGUUCAAACUGCCCGUUGCAUGGAUUGCGGUGUGCCAUUUUGCCAGAGUUCCUACGGUUGUCCUCUUGGCAAUCUCAUCCCGAAAUGGAAUGACCUCGUCUACCAAAACAAAUGGAAGGACGCGUUGGAUCAACUUUUACAAACAAACAAUUUCCCGGAAUUCACUGGCCGAGUUUGUCCGGCUCCUUGUGAAAGCGCCUGCGUGCUGGGCAUUAACAGUUCGCCCGUUACCAUCAAGUCGAUUGAAUGUGCCAUCAUCGAUCACGCAUUCGAGCAAGGAUGGAUGAAACCCGAUCCUCCGUCCUUCCGCAGCGGCAAAAAAGUCGCAGUUGUUGGUUCCGGUCCAGCUGGAUUAGCUUGCGCUCAUCAACUUAAUAAGGCUGGGCAUCUAGUCACCGUCUAUGAACGUGAUGACGCGAUUGGUGGCCUACUUCAAUAUGGUAUCCCUACCAUGAAGCUUUCCAGGAGUGUAGUCCAAAGGCGAAUAGACUUGAUGGAAAAAGAAGGAAUAGUCUUCCGAACGGGGGUUAAUAUUGGCAAGGACAUUUCUGCCAAGGAAUUGCACAACAACUUUGAUUCCGUAGUCCUUUGUCUUGGGGCCACUAAACCUCGAGAUAUAUCGAUACCCGGCCGAGAAUUAGACGGAAUCUAUCAGGCCGUUGCGUUUUUAGAAACUUGGCAAAAGAAGCAAUCUUCUCCCAAUAAUAAAUUGGGAAAUCCAGCUUUUACUGCUAAAGACAGAGAUGUCGUUGUCCUUGGCGGAGGUGACACUGGUUGCGACUGUAUCGGAACGUCUCUCCGCCAGGGAGCGCGUUCUAUUACGACGUUCGAAAUUCUUCCACCUCCGCCAACUUCACGAGCUGCCGACAAUCCUUGGCCUCAGUGGGGUCGUGUUUUUAAAGUUGAUUAUGGUCACGAUGAAGUCAAAACCAAAUUCGGUAAAGAUCCGCGUCUGUUUAAUAUGAUGAGCAAAGAAUUCGUGAAUGAUGGACAUGGCAGAGUCGCUGGUAUUAAAGCAGUGCAAGUCGAAUGGACAAAAGACUCAGCCGGACGAUGGAUCAUGUCGGAAAUUGCUGGAAGCGAAAAGUUGUUCAAGUGUGAUAUGGUUCUAUUAGCCAUGGGAUUCCUUGGUCCCGAGCGCUACAUUAUCGAUCAAUUAAAACUCGAUGAAGAUCCUCGCAGUAAUGUGGCAACGCCUAAUGGUCAAUACUCGACUAACGUUGCCCGUGUUUUCGCCGCUGGAGAUUGCAGAAGAGGCCAAUCGCUGGUGGUGUGGGCCAUUGCCGAAGGGCGGCAAGCGGCACGACAGACGCCUGAAAGUUCCGUACCAAAACACAUCAUGGCCGACGUUUAUCUCGAGUCUUUUCCUUCUUCUGUUUGGCUUCAAUUGGAAAAGCAAACUUUGUUGUCUCAUGAUUACCUUGUCGACGAGCUUAGUAAGCACCUCAGCAUUGCAAGGCAAAAUGUUCAAUGUAAAUUUUUCCGUGGACACUCUCAAAUUUUGCCGGGAAGUUGUGACCCGUGGCCCAAAAGCGAUACCUUCAUUAGAACAAGUAUCUCAUUGGCAGGCGGGAAAGGUGGCUUCGGUUCUAUGUUGAGAGCUAUUGGAGCCCAAAUUGAAAAAACUACCAACCGUGAAGCCUGUCGUGACUUGAGUGGAAGGCGGCUUAGGGAUAUUAAUGAGGAGAAAAGACUUAAAGAUUGGGUUUCAAAGCAAGCUGAUAGAGAAAAGGAACGAGAAGAAAGAAAACAGAAAAAGUUGGAAAAGCUAAGACAGGAAUAUCAUCAUGAAUUUCACGAUCCUGAAUAUUUUAGAGUUAGAUCAGAGGUUCUUGACACUGUGAAUGAGGCUUUGGAACAAGGAAUACAGGCUUCUAGUUCAACAGCUGUUGAACCACCAUUGAAAAAACAUAAAGCUUCUGAUGAUGGGCCAGCAAUGAAAAAAACAGCAUUUUGGAUUGGUGUAUCUGAUGAUGAGUCUGAUUCAUCGGAUGACGAAAGAAAAUCUUCGUCGAACACUAAGACCGAAGAAGAAUCCAAAGCACCUGAAUCCAGCAGCCAAGUGUCUGACGAGCGGCAAACCGAAUCCAUUGAAACAUCCGAUGAAACUGAAUCCCCCAAUAUUCAAAAAGAAGAUAACAUUCCCUUGGCUAGUUCUUCUAAAUCGGUGAUUGAUACUCCACCCCAGCACGAGCAAGCUGCUGAAGAAACAGUCGUUCCCACCACACCUGCUGUCGCGGAAGAGGUGGUCGUUCCUACACCAGCCACUCCCGAACCUACGGUCUUCUUACCCAUCGACUUGCAGAAUUUCGAUAGUUCCAAAGCUUUGGAGUCGUUAGGUCUCAACCAUUUGAAACACGAACUGCAAAGACUUGGCAUGAAAUGCGGUGGCUCCCUUUCAGAACGCGCAUCACGUCUUUACAGUAUCAAAGGCCUGUCAGUGGAGGAGAUCGAUCCCAGUCUACUCGCCAAGCCGCCGAAGAAGAAAUAAAUGUACAAUUAGGGGCUUGCCAAUCAAAUUGAUGAAACGUGCUUGAUUGAAGGUUAGUGGUACUUAAUUUUUAGUCCGCGAUUUUUAAAAUGUAUAGCCGUGCGUAUCGAUGUAUAUCCUCCGUGGCAAACGGCAUCUUUCCGUUAAUUUCCAAUCGGUUGUAAUCGAUUUCCUUGAUCAUUUGAAAGCCGCCCUUGGCAAGUACGUGAGCCAUAAAUUCGCUGACAGCUUCAACUUUAAUCGAUUGCAAUCCCUUGCAUUUGGCUAGCAUAACCGUGAGUUUUGUGCAUUGGGUCGAUAGCCCACGUUUAGCGUAGUCCUGGCCCACGGUCAUCAGGUCGAUAGACAGGACUGGAUCGCCAUCCAAGUUCAUCCCUUCGUGAAGUAUUUCCAGUAGAUCACAAAUGUUUUGCCACCCAGGGCGCUCGAUAGGAUCAGCAAACGAAACCAAACUAAUAUCAUCUUCCGGUCGAUUCUUGUAGUCGAUGUCGUUGAUGGCUGCAGCGGCUAUUCGAUUAUUAUUGUUGGUAUCACGAAGAAUGAUGGAGACACCCUUGGAGCAAACGUGACUGAUGUACUGCCCUAUCCAAGGUCGCAAUUCCUUUUCAACGUCCCAAUUGUCUUUCAAGGGGAAUCGAUGAAAGAACUCUUUCAUGAUGAAUUCGGUCAAUAGUUGCACAUCGUCGGUUCCUGCCAAAUCGAAAAUUAAUUCUGGAUAUCCAUCGCAAACAAUAGGAAACGAAACGAGAUCUUGAGUAGGCGCUGCCAUCGUUAGAGAUGGCUGACGCUUAGACUACGCCCCCCGAGCACCAGCAAUUUUGACAGAUAGAGAAAUCAAUUAUCAAUUUGUUGAUUACGAUAUCUUUGUCUACAUAUUAAGUGACCUCCUUGGCCGUUUUUUUUUUGUAAUCUACCGAUAUUUGUAUGCAUGUGUCUCCUUGCGAACGCGGUGUGUCAUAAAUGAAACGUGAUUGUCUGACCGUGACACGAUGACAAAUUGAGGCAAACAUUUUUUCUUUUUGGAACCGACUCUCUGACGGAGAUGAAUUCCUGUCAGUUGGUGUUUGGACACUGCCAUCGUGCUCAUUUUUUCCUUCUAAAUAUUCCGACGAUGAUUUAUUUUUUUGUGGGGACGGGGGGCUUCCCUUUAUAUCCCCAUUGCGACAUUUUAGGAAAAAGAAACGGAAACUUUUCUGUUAAUGAUCUUCACGUGGAAGGCCAAAAAAAUAGAAGAUAAACGUCAACGACCGUCGCCGUUGUUGCGCCAUCAAGUUUGUUUUCCAUCCGUCCAAGUCGUUAGAGUGAAACAUAAAUCAAGUAUGGGACGUCUCCGCUAUGCAAUUAGCCGUAGAAAUUCGUUUUCUUAUUCAAACAUUAAACGGAAUCUGCGAGAACUUUACGCUGAUCGUAAGAGUUUGAAAGGAUGAGCUACACUCGUAAAAAUACUCUCAACGCGGAGGUCUUUUCUUAUGCGAUUUUCUUUUUACUAGUACAUAAAUCAUGGCCAAAAGUAUCAACGGUCAACUCCCCAAGGCCGCUCGAAUCAACAUUCCAUCUUCCUGUGUAUUCGGACCGUCGAGUUUUUAACGUCUUUGGUUCGUGUUUCGGCUUUUCUUGAAAGCAAAAGAGAGAACAUGUUAGGGGAACUCCCGAACGAUCCGCUAAACUCAUUUUUGCCUUUUGAUUCUGUGCCGCCUUGAAGGGUUGGCAUUCAAAUUCUUGGCUGGAACACAGAUAAUUGGUAGUUUUUAUCCGUGAGUGAUUGAGACGUUAAGUGGUCCGGCUUUCCCAGUCGGUGUAUUCCACAUUUUUAAAAUUCGAUUUCUUUCAUCAUCACGACGGUAUGGCGUAAUUUCACAAGUGCAAUGCCCCGUACUUCCAUUUAAAUUGCGAUUGCCAAGUCUAAGGACCCCUCCGUAGAGGCUUUUCUUAUAUUAGACCAUCCUUUGUAUUAUCAGGACGCCGACUCUAUUUUCGUACCAUAUUUAUGUAAAUGCUAGGGGCCCCCAGAAAAUUAGCUCUUUGUUCCAUACAUUUUGAGGGGUCGUGACUUUUGGAACUUAAUAAUACGUUGCGGGGUCUUAGUUAUUAAGUUCGUGAAUUGAUCCCUCGCUGAGGGCAUUUACAUCUCAUUUUAAAAGAUGUCGAGUUCGGGUUAGAAAACAAAUGAAUCACCGUUUUGUAUGCCACCGUUUAUUUGGAAUGGAAAGAUUUAAAUUCCUAAUUUGUUUUGAGGCGUGUAUCCCGUUCAAGGACGAUGGUGUACAGUGAGUUUAUCGGGACAAAGUCCCGAAAGGCUUAAAACGCAUUUCACCUUGGCCUCGCCAUUUCUACGUGGUACGUUCAGUAUUUGCUGACUGUAUGUUGUCUAAACGUUCGUCGUCCUUGCAUGAAUAUGUAAACAUACACUCACGCAAAUUUUGUUCCCCUCUUUUACAUGAAAAGCCUUUUGAUUUAAAAGUCCUUGCCUAUUGUAAAAUUCUUUCCUGCGUUACAUGAAUUCGGAAGAUAGUCGUUGUUCUUUCUGAAAUUUUGUACGGAGUUGUCGGCUGACCUUUCGGCAGAAUAUUAUCGUUGACUUUAAAUUAUGCGCUAUUCUAUCGCUGAAAUUUCGAAACUCUUGCAUUCCUAAUAUGGGUAGACAACGAAGUCUCUUCCAUAAAAAGGAAUUGGCAGUUUUGGAAAUUUUUUAAAAUGCGCAUCUGCCAAACUAUAAAACGAGCAAUAAUCGGUUGCGUCCGAAUCACGAACAGAAUUUUAAAGGCGUUGCCAAAAACGAUCACCAGCGUAUUUUCCUUGAAUGAAAAAUGGCACCAACAUUUUUUUUUUUCAAAAAUAAAAUCUGAAAUGUACAAUUUAAAAAAAAAGCUAUAGGACAUUUUCUUCUUAGACGAUGUGAACUUCGAUUGCUCACGGUCAGUUGGGAACUCUUGCGCUUCUGUCAAAACAAAUCGAUUCUUUUUUUGCAAUGACCAAACAAAGAGUUUGUUGGCACAGGUGAUGUGUGUGCUGCCUCAUCACCAUCAUUCCCGAGCAAUGUAUUUUUGUAUGCAUAUUAUGCAAAUGUCUAUAUCGAGCCAAACGAAAAUAUGAGAUACACCGAUUGGUUUUUCAUUUUUUAAAAAUGAUGUUCGCAUACAAGCCCAACUAGUGAGGCGCACCUUCGUGAAACUCUUAUUUUUGCCGUGAUUAUAGGAGAAAUGUCGGGAUAGGAAAAUUCUUGUUACCGGCCUACCGUAAUUUAUGAAUAUCUUCUGCUGUUCCAAGGUCGAUCUUAAUCAACCGCCGAUGCUCAACUCAUUUCCUAUUCGAAACAGUUUCAGAAAUGAACGCGUGACGAAAGGCAAUCAAGGCGCGGUACAACCUAUCGUGAGUAAAAGAACUUUCAGUCCUCACGUCUUUACUGGGGUCCAACCGCCUUCGUUUUAACUUUGAUCAGAUCUUCGCUAACGAAAACAAAAGGUUAAGAAAUUGCCAUUAGACAAAACGAAUUUAUGAGUUUCAAGUUUCAACACUUGGUGGCCAUUUCAAGCGAAUGGCUAUUCUCAAUGUCACGCAAUAAAAAGAAACAAAUUGCCCGGGCCAAGGACUUGUACAGUUGCCCAUCUCUUGACCCUCAAAGAUGAUUACACACAGCAGCUAUCGUGAUUUUUUUUUAAAAAGAUGCUUUUAAGGAUAAACACAUGCGCCUUUCUGCUCGUCACAAUUGCCUCAGUCUGUUUGCUCGUUGAAUUUGAAAACACCUGGAUAUUGCUGGAGGCAGCUACUGGUUGCCCAACGGUUCGUUAUUACCUUCACAGACAGGUAGGGGGUACUUGAAGCGAAUUAUCAAUGCAAUCUUUUUUGUUCGUCAGAAGUUAUGGGCGAUCUGAAUGUGAAAAAUUGGACAGUGUUUGCUGUGCUGGGUUCGUGACUAUGUUUAGCUGUGAUCACCUUGUCAGCGGGUGUAUUUUUGAUUUUGACGGUUAGUUGCAGAGUCGAGAUGUUUGCCGCUGCGUUUCAUAGGAGUAGGACUCGCCUUUUUAUUGUAACUUUGCCAAAAAACGGAUAAAUGGCAUUUGCAAUUCAAAUUGUUUGGCGUGAGGGUCAACAAGAUUCUGCGUUGUUAGUCGUUGUUCAAUAAACUCGUGUGAGAGAUCUGACCUUGGUUGCCAAUACAUUAUUCACAAUCUUUA